AUGCCCAUGAGCCGAGGAUCUUCUGCUGCGCAAGGGCGCGCCGCCCGGAAGAAGCAGAGGUCCUUCAAUGGCUUGAUUGCUGCUGCGGGCCAGUCUGGUCAGCUGGACUUGGCAGCGCACUUCCUGAAGCAGAUGCAGAACAGCAAUGUGCAGCCCAAUGUUAUGUACACCAAUAUCAUCAGCGCCUGCGCCAAGACUUCUGCUUGCCAUGCUGCCGUUGGCUGGCUGCAAGAGAUGCGGGAGGCAUGCUUGCGUGCCGGCCGAGCCGCCGACACUCAGGAAGCACAAGGGGCCCAGAUGGGACAUGGCCAAGGGCCUCAGUCCCAAGCGGCCCGGGCGCAAGCGCUGUCCCUGCUCCGGCGCAUGCGCCAGGAAGGUGCUGGUUCCGCCAAAAUCUUUGACAAAUGA
Molecule: messenger RNA, 408 nt
Organism: Symbiodinium natans
Lineage: Eukaryota; Dinophyceae; Suessiales; Symbiodiniaceae
Source: the annotation of a GenBank genome assembly